GUCCUCAUAAGUGAUCAGCCAAUCGUGAAGAAGAAAAUUGACCUCUUCACAUUGGAGAUAGUCUAAUGGCGCUGCCACAGACGCUAUAAUGGAACAGAUACAAAAAAUAUUUGUCCUCUAUCUAGCUCUAUGCUGAUAAUUCAUCUACUAUGUUAGCUACUUCGCUGAAAUAAAAGGUACCUGAAAACUGCGAGCGAACCACCACUGGAGCCAUUUGAGGAGAGAGUGAUAAAGGCACGGACACUCAGGUCAUGAGAUGGGAUGUGUGUACUGCUGGAGGAAUAAGGAGCUGAAAGAGGAGCAAAGUAUCCAUUGAAAACACUCAGACGUUUUGCAGAACUGGGAAGAAGUGUUCUCCUGUUGCCAGUAUGUCGGCUGUUCCUGCUGCCGUCCCGACGCUUGUUAAUCCACCGCCACCAGAGUUCUUCAACCCCGACAAGCCUGGCAGGAAAACUAACCAACUACAGUACAUGCAGAAUGUUGUGGUGAAGACUCUAUGGAAACAUCAGUUUGCGUGGCCCUUUUAUACGCCUGUGGAUACCAUCAAAUUAUGUCUUGCUGACUAUCAUAAAGUUAUCAAGAGCCCAAUGGACAUGGGAACAAUAAAGAAGAGGCUAGAGAAUAACUACUAUUGGAGCGCCAGCGAGUGCAUGCAGGACUUCAACACAAUGUUUACCAACUGUUACAUCUACAACAAGCCUACAGAUGACAUUGUGCUGAUGGCCCAAGCUCUGGAGAAAAUCUUCUUACAGAAAGUGGCUCAAAUGCCUCAGGAGGAGGUGGAGCUGCUACCACCGGCCCCCAAAGUUAAAGCUGCCCACAAACCAGGAGGGCCUAUUAGUGCAGGCAGCCAAGCAGAGGCUAAGCCAACAGAUUCACCCCCAUCCACUUAUCCCAGCUCCCCUCCACCUGUGUGUCAGACUCCUGUCAUAGCAGCCACGCCAGUGCCAACCAUCAUCUCUGUUAUCCCUGUCCAAGCUGUGUCUCCCGCUGCCUCCAUGAUGGCUGUGGUUCCCACAGCACAACCAGUCAUCAAAAAAAAGGGGGUGAAGCGGAAAGCAGACACAACAACUCCCACAACCUCAGCAAUCUCGGCCAGUAGAAGUGACUCCCCUACCCAGCUCCUGGAAUCCCAACAGGGGAAAGUCUCAUCCAGGCGGGAGAGCAUGGUGCGACCCGUCAAGCCCCCCAAGAAGGGCACCGAGGACGGAGAGGUGCCACUGCUCGGUGGCAAGAAAGGCAAGCCCGGCGAGCAGCUCAAGCACUGCGACUUCAUCCUGAAGGAGAUGCUCUCCAAGAAGCACGCAGCCUACGCUUGGCCUUUCUAUAAGCCUGUAGAUGCGGAGGCGCUAGAACUGCAUGACUACCAUGAGAUCAUCAAGCACCCCAUGGACCUCAGCACUGUCAAAAAAAAAAUUGACAGUCAAGAUUACCAAGAUGCCCAAAGCUUUGCGACGGACGUCCGGUUAAUGUUCUCAAAUUGCUACAAGUACAACCCCCCCGACCACGAGGUUGUAGCCAUGGCCAGGAAGCUACAGGAUGUGUUUGAGAUGCGAUUUGCCAAGAUGCCAGACGAGCCCGUUGACGCCACCCAGCCCUCCACCACGCCGGUGGUAAGCAAGAGUACAGAGAGCAGUGAGAGCAGCGGCAACACCUCCAGCUCGGAGAGCUCGGACUCAGAGGAGGAGCGGGCCACGCGGCUCGCCGAACUGCAGGAACAGGUGGGUUCGGAACAGCAAAUCACUGUGGAGCACCCCAAUGGUAACAGGGCGGGGAAAAAAAACGGGUGUGCCAAACGUUUUCAGCUGAAGGCCGUUCACGAACAGCUGGCUGUUCUGUCACAGGCCCCCGUAAGUAAACCAAAGAAAAGGGAGAAAAGGGAAAAAGAGAAGAAGAAAGAGAAAGACAAGGACAAGGGGAAGGCUGAUGACAAGAAGAAACCCAAGUCAGCACCCCAAGUCAAGCCAGCAAAUCAGAAAAAGGCUCCAGCCCGGAAACCAAACAGCAUGGUGGUGGCUACCAGGCAACCGAAGAAAGGGUCCAAGGUGGUGGUGGCGAACAACGAGUCAGAAGAGGAGCCAUCCCUUCCCAUGUCGUACGACGAGAAGCGCCAGCUCAGCCUUGACAUCAACCGUCUUCCGGGUGAGAAGUUGGGCAGGGUGGUCCACAUCAUCCAGUCCCGGGAGCCAUCGUUGCGUGACUCCAAUCCAGACGAGAUAGAGAUAGACUUUGAGACACUCAAACCCUCAACCCUUCGUGAGCUCGAACGAUACGUCAAGUCCUGUUUGCAGAAAAAGCAGCGGAAACUUUUACAGAAGGCAGGCUCGGCGCCAGCAGGGGGCGCCUCUCGGCUGAGCGGCAGCAGCAGCUCCUCUGACUCUGGCAGCAGCAGCUCCAGUGGCUCCAGCUCAGAAAGCAGUGACUCCGAUUGAUCAGAGAAAGACCCCCAUACCCUGAGUCCCUCUCUCACCUUAGGUAAUUUACCCUCCUUUUUAGCUAGUAGGGUAUUGUCUUCUUUUCUUCCCCUGGAUUACUUUUAUAAGAUAAUGAAGACUUUCGAUGACUGAAGAUAUUGAUCAUGUUUUGUAUUUAGAAAUGCCUUUAGAGACAAAGUAGGAAAACGUGUAAGAAGAUAUAGCUGACUGAACAUAGUCAGGGUUUGUUUUUGCUGGCCCUCAAAGGGAAAUGCCUGGUAUCACCAGAACCACAUGUUAGUUAUUUUAAUUGAAGAGAAAAUAAAUUCUGCUUUACAUGGGUGCUCGUAGCUGAAUCAACUUUGAAAGACUGUUAUACCAGUAGGAAAUCUUUAAAAACACUAAGAUUGAUUUUGGUUUGGACAACAUUGUCUCAAGGGACAAAUGUUUUUUCUCUUCCUGGGAUGGCUGUUGCCUGUAGUUUGACCUUUGCCACCUCACAACAUUCCAUUCCAUUUUGUUUUACUUUAUGUCUACAGCUAUAUUGAAGAAAUUAAGAUUGUUAUUUUUAUGAGCAUAAAUCUCAUUUCCAUUGACAAUGCAAAACAAAUGGUUACUAGUCAUCUAUCGCAAAGAAUUUAUUUUUGUUAUCAAUCUUCCAUGCUCCAAUCAGUAUUUAAAUCUGUUAUGUCUCAAGGGUCUGUUAAAAUAUAGUUGUGGGUUAACACUAGACUGCAGUUGAAUAGAACAUUGACUUAAUCAUGGCCCGAUCUGUAUUUCCUGAGGAUAUUUUAUAUACACAUUUGUGGCAAAGUAAAGUUGCUAUUCGAACACCUUUUGCUGAUUGUCUAAUUAUCAUUUUUGUGUCUUGUUUUCUUAGCAGUGUUUUUGCUUUGAUAUUUUGCAUCAAGAAUGUGGAGCAUAUACAAAUGAACUUGUUUGGUUUGAUACUUCCCAAAGUAAUGUAUUACUAGAUGUACUCAUACCUUUUAACAUCUACUUCUUUAUAAAGAGUUCCCCUGAUGA
Oncorhynchus mykiss (rainbow trout) is the source of this 3440-nucleotide messenger RNA. RefSeq names its product bromodomain containing 3b (gene brd3b). The record is from RefSeq and is a predicted model, not a curated record. Gene Ontology annotation, biological process: regulation of DNA-templated transcription; chromatin remodeling. Lineage: Eukaryota; Metazoa; Chordata; Actinopteri; Salmoniformes; Salmonidae. Gene Ontology annotation, cellular component: nucleus; chromatin.